AUGUGACGUAAUGGAGGUGGAUGGUUCCUAAAGAUUUUUUUUUUUGUUCCAAAAAAGAAAUCGGAAAAUUAUAAUUAAAAAAAACAAACAGUAAUAAAUAUUUAGAAAAGUUUAUUAAACGCAUGUAAUAUUUAAUUAUUUUUUCUAUCAAUUAUGACUGAAGAGUCGCAACAAUCGGAGACAUCCGCGCAAUCCGAAUCUUCCAAUACAAGAAAUGCAGAUAUCACAAAAAUAAAGGACACUAAAAAGGAAAAAUGCCGACCAAUGACAAAGGUAGUGGUACGUCGACUACCACCGUCAAUGACACAAGAACAAUUUAUCGAGCAAAUUUCUCCUCUACCAGAUUAUGAUUAUUUAUAUUUUGUGAAAGCUGAUAUGUCACUGGGACAAUAUGCAUUUUCUCGUGCAUACAUUAAUUUUCUCAAUCAACAGGAUAUUUUUAUUUUCCGAGAAAAGUUUGACAAUUAUGUUUUUGUUGAUUCGAAAGGUACGGAAUAUCCUGCAGUUGUUGAAUUUGCACCAUUUCAGAGAUUGCCAAAGAAACGAAUUGGAAAGAAAAAAGAUUUAAAAUGUGGCACCAUUGAAUCUGAUGCUUAUUAUAUUAAUUUUUUGGAGAGUCUCAAAAAUCAAGAAAGUGACUCGGGCACUAGUCAACCGAAAACGGAAUAUUCAUAUCAACCUGCCGAGAACACUCCGAAAAAAGUAACAACACCAUUGUUAGAUUAUUUGAAGCAACGAAAGCAGGAAAGACAACGUGUUCGUGAUGAAAAACGAGAAGAAAGACGACGUCGCGAUUUAGAGCGACGACGAGCGAAAGAUGAAUCCACUGUGUCUAAGGUUCUAAAAAAUCCAGACUCCGAGAGAGAAGUAAAUAAGGACAACAAGGAGAAUAAGGAGGAGAGAGAGAAAAAUAUUGCCAAGGAUGUGAAAAUUCGUAAUAAAAGAGAUGAUAAAUUUAGGGAUAAAUUAAUGAGAGAUCGUGAGGGAAAAUUAACGGCAAAAACUUAUAGAGAUGAGAAAUUUAAGGACAGAGAAAUGAAAUAUCAAAAGAAGCAUGAUGAGAGAAAAUUGUAUGGCAAAAAAGAGGAGAGAGAUAAUAAUUUUAAAGAAAGAAAUGAAUCGAGAGAUGAGAGAAAAUUUGAUAAUCGUGAUGAAAAUAGAGAAUUUAAAGAACGUAAAAUAGAUGAGAAAAAAGGUAAAAGCUAUGAGAAAAUGCGUCAGGAAAAGAAGCGAUUGUCGGAGACAAAAAAACAAAAUUUAAUGGAAAACAGUGUUGAGAUAAUUGGCGAAAAAGUGAAAAUUGACGAAACUAAAAAGUCUGAGAGCAAUGAACAGAAUUCAAUGGAAAUUGAUAAAGUGACAUUGGAAGCAAGAGGAAGUGUUGAAAAAGAAUUUGUGAAUAUUAAAACUCAUGGAAAAGAGGAUGAAGAAGAGGUGGGAGUAGAAGAAGAAGAAGAGGAAUUGAAAGCUGUUUUAGAUGAAGCACCAAAUUCUGAAAAUGCUGAAAGAUUAUUGGGAUCGGGAGAUGAGAAAAUUCCAGUGAAUUGUGGAAAAUCGAUAUCCGAUGAACAAUUAGACAAGGAAUCGGAUUAUUGUUGUGUGGAUGAACCAAAAAAAGAGACGGUACUUGUAAAAAGAAGAAGUUCUCUGGAAAGUGGUGGUGAAGGUGGAGGUGGAGAUGGUGCAUGUUUGAGACGUCACAAAUCAUUAGACGGCGAAGAUCAAGGAAAUUUGCAGAAGAACGUAAGAGAUGAGAAGGAGAAAAAUAAAAAGGAUCCCAGAUUGGAACGACGCAUUAGAAAUAAGGAUCGACCAACAAUGGAAAUUUAUAGACCUGGAAUGGGUAAAUUUAGUAAGCAACGUAUUGAGAGAGAAAAAUCAACUAACGACGAGAGAGCAUCUUUAUCACAAAGUCCAACGCCAACUACAAAUGUUUCUACGUCUUCAAAAAAUACUAAAUCAGGAUCUGAAGUUCGCUCCAUGACUUUUAAGAGAAGCGUUAGUCGAGAUAUACCUUAAUGAAAAAAAAAAAAAAAAAACAAGAUUUUCUUUCUUUCUUUCUUUUUAAAGGGAAAACAUUGACCGCAAAUAAGUGAGUUAAAUAUUUAAUUUAUUAAAGUUUUCCCCCAUUUUCAUCAACUUUUAUCUAUUGUGAUAUUUUACAUACUUAUUUUGUUUUUUUAAAUUCUAAAUUUUCGAAUUUACUUCCUUUUAAUAUUAAUAUAAAAAAUUACAAUUAAUUAAUUUUAUAAAUUUUUUUUUUAAACGAUUAAUAUAAUAAUUGUAGUAAUUUUUUUUUUUUAAUUUCCACUUCAGUAAAAUAUAACAAUUUCAGAUGACAAAUUUUGUUUGAAAAAAAAAAAAAAUUUGCUUCAUGGAAAAGUUGGAAUAGUGCCGAAACGCCGAAAAACUAUGUUAUAAUGUAAUCCAAAAUUCAAGAUUUUGUUAGAUAUUCAAUUGAAUAAGUAUCAAAACAAAUUUAUUAAAAAAAUUUUUUUUUUUUUAUUGUAAAUUGUUAUUUUAUUUUGUUAGGAUUUUUUCUAUUAAAAAAAAAAAUAAUAUCAGUUUCAAAACUUA
Leptopilina boulardi is the source of this 2577-nucleotide messenger RNA. It is a transcript of the gene Upf3, whose product is annotated as regulator of nonsense transcripts 3B. Lineage: Eukaryota; Metazoa; Arthropoda; Insecta; Hymenoptera; Figitidae. Gene Ontology annotation, molecular function: mRNA binding. The transcript has 6 exons. The record is from RefSeq and is a predicted model, not a curated record. Bases 154 to 2019 code for a protein of 621 amino acids. Gene Ontology annotation, cellular component: cytoplasm; nucleolus. Gene Ontology annotation, biological process: positive regulation of translation; nuclear-transcribed mRNA catabolic process, nonsense-mediated decay.